GCAAUAUAAAAAUCAAAGUCAUUGCACAGCAGCGUGUGUUAUAUAAAAUAGUGCAGCGCAAGCGGUUUGCAAACAUAUAAAUUUUUACACACACAGAGAAGAGAAAAAGUGGUUGCCAUUUUGCCGGCUUGGAAUAGGAGCAAGAGGAAGAGUGCGGGAGAGAUCGAGCUUAUCUUUUUGCAGCUUAGAACAAUGAAAAGCGCUAUCAAUCUAAUUAUAAUUGCUGCAGUUUGCUGCGCAGCAGCUGCGGCAGAACAGAGGCCCUAUCGCAAGAGCUUUGUGAAUCCCUAUCCACGAUUCAAGCUCCACAAUGAUGGCGUAGAUCCUGGCGAGCCGCUGUUUCUGACACCGCUAAUACACAAUGAAUCCAUACCGAGGGAACAGGUGCAAAAAAUGGCACGCGUGGUGGGAUCGCAAUUUCAUGGCGUGGAAAGCUAUGCAGGUUAUUUAACUGUGGAUCGAGCAUAUAAUUCAAACAUGUUUUUCUGGUACUUCCCAUCUGAAACGGAUCCCAACUAUGCGCCUGUUGUGCUAUGGCUGCAAGGUGGACCAGGCGCCAGUUCUCUUUUUGGGCUCUUUACGGAGAAUGGUCCCUUGGAGUUGGAUGGACAGGGAAAACUUCAAAAGCGUAACUAUACCUGGACCAAGACACAUAAUGUGAUCUACAUUGAUAAUCCGGUGGGCACUGGCUUUAGUUUUACGGACAAUGAUAAGGGCUAUGCUCGCAAUGAACUCGAUGUCGGGCGUAAUCUGCACGAGGCGAUGAUGCAGCUUUACGAGCUCUUCGAAUGGGGCAACACUACCGGUUUUUGGGUAACAGGCGAAUCCUAUGCUGGCAAAUAUGUCCCCGCCCUGGCGCAUCAUAUACACAAAGUGCAGAAUGCGAUAGAGACGCGCGUGUAUAUACCACUCAAGGGUGUGGCCAUUGGAAAUGGACUCUCGGAUCCAGUGCAUCAAAUGAAGUAUGGCGAUUAUCUCUAUCAAUUGGGUCUGAUUGACGAUCAUGGCCUGGAUCAGUUUCAUGCAGCGGAGAAACAGGGCAUCGACUGCAUUAAUAAGCACGACAUGGAGUGCGCCUUUAAUGUCUUUGAUUCUCUUAUCAAUGGCGACAUGACCAACGGAUCCAUCUUUAGCAAUCUCACGGGCUACAAUUGGUACUACAACUAUUUAAACACCCAUGCGGAUGACUCCGCAAGCAUGGGUAAAUUUUUACAAUCAGGCGCCACACGUCGCGCUAUCCAUGUCGGUAAUAUGCCUUUCCAUGACCUGGACACUGAGAACAAAGUGGAGGAGCAUUUAAAGCUUGAUGUUAUGGACAGUGUAGCGCCGUGGAUUGCAGAACUUUUGAAUUUCUAUACGGUUUGCAUUUAUAGCGGACAAUUGGAUAUCAUUGUAGCCUAUCCAACGACUCGUAACUAUCUCAAGCAGCUUAAAUUCCCAGGCGCAGACAAAUAUAAGGUUGCUAAGCGUGAAAUCUGGCGCAUUGAUGGAGAAAUUGCUGGUUAUGUCAAGCAUGCCGGCCAUCUGGUAGAGAUUAUGAUAAGAAACGCUGGACACAUGGCUCCUCAUGAUCAGCCCAAAUGGCUGUACGAGAUGAUCAAUCAUCUAACUCAUUAUAAGCAUUAGAAGGGAAUUCAAAUGUUAUCUAAAUAAAGUAAUACCAUUAAGCAUACAAUAUAAUGUAUACAAUACAAGGUAUGCUAAGGGUAAUACCGAAAUUAAAAAA
This is a messenger RNA of Drosophila busckii, 1726 nucleotides long. RefSeq names its product venom serine carboxypeptidase. The coding region runs from base 193 to 1626 and encodes 477 amino acids. Gene Ontology annotation, biological process: proteolysis. The record is from RefSeq and is a predicted model, not a curated record. Gene Ontology annotation, molecular function: serine-type carboxypeptidase activity. The transcript has 2 exons. NCBI's taxonomy places the organism in Eukaryota, Metazoa, Arthropoda, Insecta, Diptera, Drosophilidae.